Zalophus californianus (California sea lion) is the source of this 969-nucleotide messenger RNA. Its product is annotated as olfactory receptor 5M10-like. Gene Ontology annotation, biological process: sensory perception of smell; G protein-coupled receptor signaling pathway. NCBI's taxonomy places the organism in Eukaryota, Metazoa, Chordata, Mammalia, Carnivora, Otariidae. The record is from RefSeq and is a predicted model, not a curated record. The transcript has a single exon. The coding region runs from base 1 to 969 and encodes 322 amino acids. Gene Ontology annotation, cellular component: membrane. Gene Ontology annotation, molecular function: G protein-coupled receptor activity; odorant binding; olfactory receptor activity.
AUGUCUUCCCCAAACCACACUACAGUGACGGAAUUCAUUCUCUUGGGACUCACAGAUGACCCAGUGCUAGAGAAGAUCCUGUUUGGGGUGUUUCUGGUGAUCUACCUAAUCACAGUGGCAGGGAAUCUGCGCAUGAUUGUGUUGAUCAGGACCAAUUCCCACCUCCAAGCGCCCAUGUACUUCUUCCUGAACCACCUCUCCUUUGUAGACAUUUGCUAUUCCUCCACUAUCACUCCCAAUAUGCUGUACAAUUUCCUCUCAGGCCAAAAGACCAUCUCCUAUACUGGAUGCUUCACACAGUGUCUUCUCUUCAUUGCCCUGGUGAUCACUGAGUUUUAUAUCCUUGCUUCAGUGGCACUGGAUCGCUAUGUAGCCAUCUGUAGCCCUUUACAUUACAGUACCAGAAUGUCCAAGAACAUUUGCUUCUCUCUAGUCACGGUCUCUUAUGCUUGUGGUUACCUUAACGGACUCUCCCAGACACUGCUGACUUUUCACUUGUCCUUCUGCGGCUCCCUUGAAAUCAAUCAUUUCUACUGUGCAGAUCCUCCUCUUAUACUGUUGGCCUGCUCUGACAUCUAUGUCAAGAAGAUGGCGAUGCUGGUAGUUGCUGGUUUGACUCUGUCAAGCUCUCUCUUCAUCAUUGUGCUAUCCUACCUUUUCAUUAUUGCAGCCAUCUUGAGGAUCCGUUCUGCUGAAGGCAGGCGCAAAGCCUUUUCUACUUGUGGUUCCCACUUGACAAUAGUCAUCCUAUUUUAUGGAACCCUCUUUUGCAUGUAUUUAAGGAGUCCAUCUGAGAAGUCUGUAGAGGAGUCCAAAAUAUUUGCAGUCUUUUAUACCUUUUUGAGUCCAAUGUUGAACCCGUUGAUUUAUAGUCUAAGAAACAAGGAUGUGAUCCAUGCUAUGCAGCAAAUGAUUAAGGGAAAUCUCUUUCAUAAAAUUGAAAUUUGGAUCUCUGUUCAUUUGAAAUGA